Erigeron canadensis is the source of this 2583-nucleotide messenger RNA. Its product is annotated as conserved oligomeric Golgi complex subunit 3. The record is from RefSeq and is a predicted model, not a curated record. Gene Ontology annotation, biological process: intracellular protein transport; Golgi organization; intra-Golgi vesicle-mediated transport. Gene Ontology annotation, cellular component: COG complex; membrane; cis-Golgi network. The transcript is spliced from 25 exons. Lineage: Eukaryota; Viridiplantae; Streptophyta; Magnoliopsida; Asterales; Asteraceae. The coding region runs from base 15 to 2360 and encodes 781 amino acids.
UAACUGAUAAGGAAAUGAGUAGCGCCACACGAACCGGUGUUCCGAAUACAGACGCUGUAUCUAGAGGCUAUAACUUUGUAUCUAAUUGGGAACAGAAUGCUCCAUUGACUGAGCAACAAGCAGCAGCUAUUAAAGCACUAUCUGAUGCAAUUGUGGAGCGGCCAUUUCCUUCCAAGUUGUCGCAGGAAAGUAUUGCACAAGAAAAUCAUGGUUUAUCUAUUUCUACAAAGCCUGGGACUGUGGAAGAAUCUGGAGAAAUAGAUGGUGUUUUGGUCAAUACAAACCAGUUUUACAAAUGGUUUACAGAUCUUGAAGCAGCAAUGAAAUCAGAGACAGAAGAGAAGUAUCAGCAAUACGUUACCAGGUUAACCGAGAGGAUACAAAUAUGUGAUGGUAUUCUUCAGCAGGUGGAUGAAACCCUUGAUUUGUUCAACGAAUUACAAAUGCAGCAUGAAGUAGUUGCAACAAAAACCAAAACCCUUCAUGAUGCAUGCGACCGAUUGGUAAUCGAGAAGCAAAGAUUGAUUGAGUUUGCAGACUCUCUUCGCAGUAAACUCAAUUAUUUUGAUGAACUAGAAAAUGUGGCUACAAGCUUUCAUUCUUCAAAUACAAAUGUCACAAGCGAAAACUUUCUUACGCAGCUUAAAAAGCUUGAUGAGUGCAUCUCAUAUGUCGAAAACAAUUCUCAAUAUGCGGAGUCCAGUGUUUAUCUGGUCAAGUUUCGUCAGCUUCAAUCUCGGGCCCUAGGAAUGAUACGUGCUCAUGUUCUUUCUGUACUCAAAAGUAGUACCUCUCAGGUCCAAACAGCCCUGCGGGGUAGUGGUGGCAACAAAGCAGCUGUUUCUGAGGGUGUGGAGGCAUCUAUCAUUUAUGUUCGUUUUAAGGCAGCUGCAAGUGAGCUUAAACCGAUACUAGAGGAAAUCGAAAGAAGAUCUUCAAGGAAAGAGUAUGUUCAAAUUCUUUCAGAAUGUCACAGAAUAUACUGUGAACAGCGGCUAUCUUUGGUAAAAGGCAUAGUAUCGCAAAGGAUUACAGAGUAUUCCAAAAAGGAGACUUUACCUUCAUUAACCAGAUCUGGAUGUGCGUACUUGAUGCAGGUUUGUCAGCUGGAGCACCAACUGUUUGACCAUUUCUUUCCAUCAACCUCGGAGGAUAUCUCAAGUUUGGCUCCUUUAGUGUAUCCUCUAUGUACUUACUUGUACGAUACACUGCGACCAAAGCUUAUUCAUGAAGCGAAUUUAGAUGUUCUUUGUGAACUUGUGGAUAUUCUUAAAAUAGAAGUUAUAGGAGAACAUCUCAGCAGAAGAAGUGAAUCUUUGGCCGGAAUACGCCCUACACUGGACAGAAUUCUGGCCGAUAUUCAUGAAAGGUUAACCUUCCGUGCUCGAACACACAUCCGUGAUGAGAUAGCAAAUUAUCUUCCACUGGAUGAAGAUCUAGAUUACCCUGGAAAGCUGGAACAAUUAGCUGAGACCAAAUCUGAUCAUAGUACUCUUGAUCAGAGUGCAGAUGUUUUCAAGACUUGGUACCCUCCACUGGAAAAAACUGUAUCAUGCCUUUCCAAAUUAUAUAAUUGUUUGGAGCAAGCAGUUUUUACUGGCUUGGCACAGGAAGCAGUUGAGUUUUGCUCAUUGUCCAUUCAAAAAGCAAGCAAACUUGUUGCAAAAAGAUCGUCACAAAUGGAUGGACAACUCUUUCUUAUCAAGCAUCUUCUUAUCUUGAGAGAACAGAUUGCACCUUUUGACAUAGAAUUCUCAGUCACACAUAAGGAAUUGGAUUUCUCUCAUUUGUUGGAGCAUCUUAGACGUAUUCUUAGAGGUCAGACCUCGUUAUUUGAUUGGUCAAGAUCUUCUUCUUUGGCUAGGACACUGUCCCCUCGAGUUUUGGAAAGUCAAAUUGAUGCAAAGAAGGAACUGGAGAAAAAUCUUAAAACAACAUGUGAGGAGUUUAUCAUGUCAGUCACCAAGUCAGUAGUAGAUCCCAUGCUUUCUUUUGUUGCAAAGGUGACAACAGUCAGAGGUGCAUUGUCAUCUGGUGCUCAAAAUCAGAAGCUAGAGUCACCUAUGGGAAAAGCACUCAAGGAUCAAGCCUUUGCUACACCGGAUAAGGUUGCGGAAAUUGUCCAGAAGGUGAAUGCAACUAUGCAGAAUGAGUUGCCAAGAGUGAUGGAGAAAAUGAAGCUUUAUCUGCAAAAUCCAUCGACACGUGCAAUACUUUUCAAACCAAUCAAGACAAAUAUCAUAGAAGCCCAUGAACAAGUACAGUCAUUGCUAAAAAAGGAGUACUCUCAGGAGGAGAUGAACAACAUAAAUAUGAUAGCUAUGCAAGACCUGCAAGCACAGCUCGACAACCUCGUAUAGGUUUUGAUAAUAUUGCAAAUGUUAUAAUAGAAAUACCGAAAAACUUAAAAGUUUACAUGAAAUUCGAUAGAACAUAUAAGAUGGUGUAUGAUUUGUUAGGCUUCGUACAUCAUCUGAUUUUUUGUUUGUGAUGUUUAUUAGGUUAUGGGCUAUUUCCCUUUGAUGGUUUGUUGGAAUGAACAAAUAUUUUCCAGUGAUUGCGGAUAACUUUAGCUUUCAUUUA